AUUAAAUUAAUUAGAUUCCAUAAAUUCAAGGUUUCGUUUUCUGAGGAUAUAUAGUAGGUACUACGGUAAACGCAGCAAACUCUUUAGCAUAAUGAACGCAACUUUUAAUCUUAUGUACGACGGUUUGAGCGGACUGGUUCCCUCAGUAUAAACAUUUUCAAUGCCUGGAUGUUCCUUAAGCUAAUACUUUAAUUUUAUUCCAUAAAUACCUGUUUCAGGUGAAAACAGAUGCUUGCUCUUAAGUACUAUGGGAAUUUCUUUCGGGCGUGAAUGGGGACAUAACACUGAUCUCAAGAAAAGGGGCAUCAACUGUCUUGAUCGGGCUGUCAGAAUAUUACGCACAAUUUUCAGUUCCUCGGUGACUUGGUGAACAGUAACGUAAAUUGCGUGUGGAGGGCCCCCUGAAAUGAUCCGUGCAGUCCACUCACCGAUCGCAUUUAGCGUUUUUCUGCUGGGGCUUUGGUGUUGUGGGAUUCCAGCAACAGUGCGCUCGGAGAAUGAGUGUAUCUGUAACAGGGCAUCCAGGUGUCAUUGUGAUGGAGUGAAAGGCAACAAGGGAGAGAUGGGAUACCCAGGGUUUGAUGGUCCUCCAGGAGAAUCUGGUUUCCCAGGGAUUGAAGGUCGUCCUGGACCAGUAGGCCCAAAGGGAGACAUUGGCUUUCCUGGACCUCCAGGACCUAAAGGCUCACUGGGGCGUGAUGGGAGUCCAGGAUUCUUUGGAGCACCAGGGCUGCCAGGCUCCCCUGGAAAUGCAGGACCUAUGGGGCUCCCUGGAAUCCCAGGAUGCAACGGGACAAAAGGUGACAGCGGAUCUCCUGGGUUCCCUGGAGUGCCUGGACCAGUUGGACUGCCAGGUUUAAAUGGAGAAACUGGACCCAAGGGGGACACCAGCUAUAUGCCACAUUAUGUGGAUGUGAAAGGAGAACGUGGUCCACCAGGGCCGAAUGGUGUGAAGGGCCCCCACGGGACACCAGGCCUGCAUGGCCCUCCGGGGCCCAUGGGACCCCAUGGUUAUCCGGGGUUCCCAGGGUUACGCGGUGUGCCAGGUGAGAAGGGUAGAGAGGGGUUGAGGAGUGUCCCAGCGCCACGAGGUCUGAAGGGAAACAGAGGCGAUCGUGGACUACCUGGUGAAAAAGGAGUAAAGUUAUAUCUGCUUGGACAAAAUGAACUGAAGGGGAUGCCAGGUGACCCAGGAGAGAAGGGCUGUGCUGGAAUGCCUGGUCGUCCUGGAAGACACACGCGUGACCCAGAGAAAGGCGACCAAGGAGAGCCUGGCCCUGAGGGAAAACCUGGGAAGACUGGUAAUCCAGGGUACGGUGGCAUUAAGGGGGAAAAAGGAGAAAGUGGCAACUCUGGCCCUCCAGGAAUCGAGGGUUCAACGGGCGAUAAAGGAGACAGAGGUCCUGUUGGGCCACCAGGGGAAGUGCAGUACAGGGACGUUUUCAUCAAAGGGCAGCAGGGAUUACCUGGCCCUCCAGGACCCCCGGGCCCAAAAGGUUACCCAGGUGUGAGUGGUUUCCCUGGACAAACUGGCCCACCAGGGUUACCUAUCCCUGGCCUUCAGGGGUCGCCCGGUUACCCUGGCUCUUCUGGCCUGAAAGGGGACACAGGCGACCCGGGCCCUUAUGUCAGGGGCUCCCCUGGACCGAGUGGAACUCCUGGACCGGUUGGUUCCCCGGGAGAUCCUGGGCCUCCUGGAAGGCCAGAUGUUGCAAAGGGCCGCCCAGGACCCCCCGGAGUACGGGGCCCCAAAGGCAGUGGAGGCCCCCCAGGAAUGCAGGGCAAUUUCGGAAGUCGCGGUGAGAAGGGUGAUUGCUGCAGACUCUGUCCGCUUACAGAAGCCGAACCUGGACCGCCCGGCCCACCAGGGGUCCACGGCAUGCCUGGAUGUGAUGGUGAACCAGGAGAUCCAGGGCCUGAAGGAUAUAAAGGAAGCAAAGGUCUGAGGGGUCCGGUUGGUCCUCCGGGACCCUAUGGUGAGUCAGGACGAAAAGGUUUUCCAGGACCCAAGGGUGACAAAGGCUUCAGUGAUGAGAUUGGACAGAAGGGGGAGAUUGGAUUUGCAGGCCUUCAUGGAUUUCCAGGAUCGAGUGGUGUGGAUGGGCCCCCUGGGUACCCAGGACCAAAGGGUUGGCAGGGUCCAAAGGGAAAUCCGGGAUUACCUGGGCCGAAAGGAGACAUUGGCCCCCUUGGGCUCUCUGGGCCCCCAGGAUGUCAAGGGCAGUUGGGGGGACCGGGCCCCACUGAAAUGGGGCCUGAAGGGUUUCCCGGACCGAAGGGAGAUAGAGGGGUUCAAGGCCUUUACGGGAGACCUGGAGACCCAGGAGAGAAAGGGUCGCAAGGCACAACAGUGCCAAGCCCAGGUGAUCCGGGUCCGAGGGGUGAGAGGGGCGUCUCAGGCAAUCCCGGACCACCAGGUGAUCCUGGCCCCACAGGAUUCAGAGGUCUGCCUGGCACUUUUGGCAGCAAGGGUGACAUGGGUUCCUAUGAGCAUGGUCCCCCUGGAGACCCCGGGGUCAAAGGUGACAAAGGCCAGCCAGGGAAGCCAGGUGAAGCCAGUGUGGGGCCCCCAGGAAGAAGAGGGCCAAACGGAGCCUCUGGGAAUCCAGGGCCAAAGGGUGACAUUAGUUUUGGGCCCCCCGGCCCAACAGGCAGACAAGGGUCCCCAGGGGAAGAAGGUGCUCUUGGGCCUUCAGGUAAUAUGGGGCCACAGGGUCCACCUGGAUGUGCUGGAACACCUGGGUCAGAAGGCCCCGCUGGGGAACAAGGUCCCCCGGGUUAUACUGGUAUGCCAGGAUUGCCAGGUCCUGCUGGGAUCUGCUCACCUGGAUGUGAGGGGUCACAGGGUCCAGCAGGUCAGAAAGGCUACAGAGGCCCCACUGGUCAAACAGGACGGAAAGGAAGGACGGGGGACCCAGGUGACCCAGGGGAGGGCUUUGAAGGCAUGGUAGGCGGCUUUGGCCCUCCAGGGAUUAACGGAACACAGGGAUCAGUGGGACCUGCGGGGCUGAAGGGUUUCAGAGGACAAGAUGGCUUCCCUGGAGCUUCAGGCAGGGUGAUCCGGAAAGGGACUUUGGGCAGCCUGGAUAGGGCCAGGGGACAUCCAGGGCCGACUGCCAAGAAUGAAGAGAACAACACUAAUUUUGGCUGUGUGAUAGGGCUCAUGGGCACUGAUGGAGCGAAGGGUGCGAAGGGGUGUAAGGGAGUCGUGGGGGCCAAAGGACACCAAGGACCUGGAGGACCCCCUAAUGACAUUGUUGUCAAAGGGCUCCCUGGGGAUCCUGGACCAGCGGGGCUACAGGGGCGCACAGGCACUAAAGGGGAUCCAGGAGACCCGGGACCCGGUGGGCCUUGUGGGAAAAAUGGGCCCCCAGGAAGUCCUGGUCCACAAGGGCCUCCUGGUGAUCCAGGUGUUGACGGGAACCCUGGAGGUCCGGGUUUCUCUGGUAGCCCUGGUUUCCCGGGCAAGGAUGGCUUACUUGGUCUGAAAGGUCAGAAGGGGGUUGGUGGGGCUGCUGGAGAGCCUGGGUCACGUGGGACACCAGGUUCAAAUGGACAUAAAGGGGACAAAGGUCAACCAAGCCUACCUGGGCCUGGUCCCAAAGGACUGCAAGGAGAAAAGGGUGUACCAGGCUCCCCAGGUCAAAAAGGAAACAAGGGGCACAGAGGCAUUUCGGGUAACGUGGGGCCUGAGGGCUCCCGUGGUCCUCCAGGACCCCAAGGAGACCCGGGCUACCCAGCAUAUCCAGGAUCCCCAGGGCCGCCAGGGGACAAAGGGAAUUAUGGACUUUCAGGACUUCCUGGCGCUCCUGGUCCCAAUGGCCCUCCAGGAGUCACAGGGAACGCUGGAGAUCCUGGUCGGCAGGGCAACAAAGGCAACCAGGGCCUCGAUGGAAUCCCAGGCCCCGUGGGAGAGAAGGGCGACAUGGGUGUUGUUGGAAUAGGAAACCCAGGUGAAACAGGCCCAAAGGGUCCAACAGGCCAGAAAGGAGACCCUGGAGAUCCUGGCCCCUUUGGGCCCCCUGGUCCCAGAGGCCCCCUCGGUGAAACUGGGCCCUGUGGCCCCCCUGGCCCCCCUGGCAGCACUGGCCGCCUCGGGCAGGACGGAAUGUGUUUUAGUGGGACGAAGGGCGAGCGAGGGCGUAUAGGCGCUGUGGGGAGACCAGGGCCGCGGGGCUCCUGUGGGCCUCCAGGACCUCCAGGGCCAGGGUUUAAAGGAGACAAGGGGGAUCCGGGGGCCCCGGGGCAAGAGGGUCUGCCUGGGGAAAGAGGUGACGUUGGGUUGCCUGGGAGAAAUGGGGGAGAUGGUAAAAAUGGUUUGCGAGGGCCGAAAGGUGAAUCUGGGACAUUAGGACCAACAGGACCAAGUGGUGUGACAGGAGACUCCAGGGCGCGGGGUCCGCCCGGGCCCCAAGGAAAUGAGGGGCCCCCAGGGCCACCAGGACCGAAGGGCGACGAUGUUUUCAGAGAUGUAAUAUUCAUCCCGGGGGACCAAGGUCAUCCCGGGACUGAAGGACUGUAUGGGGAACAGGGACCGCCAGGAGAGCCAGGCCCAGUAGGAUUUCCAGGACGCCCGGGUCCUAAAGGUGCCACUGGCCCAGAAGGGGUUUCUGGGAACCCAGGGCCCCAAGGACCAAAGGGUGACAGAGGGCCCCCAGGACAGUCAGGGCUGCAGGGGUUUCUGGGCCUCCAGGGCUCUAAGGGUAUCCGUGGGCAGCCAGGAGACCAUUUCUCAGGCCCAAGGCAGGACAGCUUCCUGUUCACUCGGCACAGCCAGAAGCAGCAAGAGCCACAGUGUCCCGACGGGAGCAACUUCAUCUACUCCGGCUACUCCCUCAUCUACAUCAACGGCAACAGCAGAGGACACGGCCAAGACCUAGGCACUCUGGGAAGCUGUCUGCUCCGGUUCUCCACCAUGCCCUUUCUGUACUGCAACCCAGACAGUACCUGUCACUACGCUUCCCGCAACGACUACUCCUAUUGGCUGUCCACUGACGAACAGGCGCCCACUGACGCGCCACUCAUCCCGGCUGAAUCGGUGGAGAGAUACAUCAGCAGGUGUUCGGUGUGUGAGACCAGUGCCAGUUUAAUCCCCGUUCACAGCCAGACCAAUGAGAUUCCAGAAUGCCCCCGUGGAUGGCGCUCUCUGUGGACAGGCUACUCCUUCCUUAUGCAAACAGGCGCAGGAGCUGAGGGCUCUAGCCAGCCGCUGGCUUCGCCAGGGUCCUGUCUGGAGAAGUUCACUAAAGUCCCUUCCCUGGAGUGCCACGGGCGUGGAACCUGCAACUACUACAGGGACUCCUACAGUUACUGGCUGGCCUCUCUCGACCCCAACAACAUGUUCAGCCAGCCGGUUCCUUGGACGGUGAGGGAGGACGCCCCAGGGAGCCUGAUCAGCCGCUGCCGCGUGUGCAUGAAGCUGUGACCGCAGAGCCCUGCCCACAGCGGGGCCCAGCAGCCGCGCCUGCACCGCCCGGUCCGGCAGCAGGGGGCGCCAGUGGGCCCGGCCAACGCGAACGCGAGACUGUAAUCAUGGUGCUUUAAUCACGGUGCUCACCGCGAGCGAGGCGCAGCACCACGCACCCCUCGCCGAGUUCCCUUCAGUAUUGUUUCGUCGCUGUUCUGUUCUCUGUCUUUGGACGCAACCCCUUUCGUUUUAAUGAACAUUUCUCGGUGCUUAUCUUAAUUUAACGUUAAUGCGACGUAAUCUUGAAAAGAGCAGGACAAAUGAGGUCAUCGCUCAUUUUUUUUUAAAGACAGUACUGUGGGCCAGAUUUUCUAAGACAGUGUUAAAUGAAAAAGAUAUUAUUUCUCAAAUCCCUCUUAAAAGUUUUGUUGUAGUCGGUAACACACGUAUCACAGAACACACAUCAACAACAUAUGACCUGAUCCAGAUCAUUUAUUUUAACCUUGGGUUUUUGUGGUAGCAGUCUACACCAAAUAUACUGUAGGUUGAUUUGUUCUCAUAGUGUAACUUAUAAAAUGUAGCUAUCUUAUUAAAUUUUUGCUAUGCUCAGCUAACUGGCCAUCCAAUUUCCCAUUGCAAUACAAUUCCCAUCAAGCCUCUGACCAGCAUCUCAUUGACGUCACUCACAAAGACGCUGGAAUGAACUAUGGGACCUCGAGGCAAGGGAAAUGCGUAAAUGGCUGUGUAAACUGUGUUUCAGCAUAUACUUAAAGGUCAUUGUAGAAGAACAUCAUGCUCCACGGACAGCGGACGCCUACCCCACAUGGAUAGAUAAUUGAUUCUGAAAUGAAAGAUGAUGACUAGUAGGCCAGAGCAUGAUUACACAUUUUUUUGGGUCCAGCUGGGGCAGAGCGCUUCCCACCUACGCCGUCAGGGAGUGAUUUCUCUAAAAUCGUAUAAGCAUUACUUGUUAAGCAGGACAUUAAUUGGAUGUUUGUGUUAUUGUCUGCAAUAGUAAAAAUUCCUUUUGUA
This is a messenger RNA of Anguilla rostrata (American eel), 6439 nucleotides long. It is a transcript of the gene col4a3, whose product is annotated as collagen, type IV, alpha 3. Gene Ontology annotation, molecular function: extracellular matrix structural constituent conferring tensile strength. Lineage: Eukaryota; Metazoa; Chordata; Actinopteri; Anguilliformes; Anguillidae. The transcript has 52 exons. The record is from RefSeq and is a predicted model, not a curated record. Gene Ontology annotation, cellular component: collagen trimer; basement membrane. The coding region runs from base 407 to 5425 and encodes 1672 amino acids. Gene Ontology annotation, biological process: extracellular matrix organization.